Molecule: messenger RNA, 1560 nt
Organism: Sordaria macrospora k-hell
Lineage: Eukaryota; Fungi; Ascomycota; Sordariomycetes; Sordariales; Sordariaceae
Biological process (GO): ubiquitin-dependent protein catabolic process via the N-end rule pathway
Molecular function (GO): zinc ion binding; ubiquitin protein ligase activity
Source: RefSeq, a predicted model, not a curated record
AUGAUGAGAGAGCUGGUCUCUGCAUACCGCCGUCUUCGUGACACCUUGCGGAAAAACGGCAUCAUCUCGCAUCAUGACCUUCCGGAGACUGUGCGAGAUGACGAGCUGGCCUGCAGUGAUGCUUUGGCUCGGUCGGUCGGCUUUUCUAUUGCAGCAAUUGAGAUUCAGCAGCGCGGGGUGGAAGCGGACUAUGGAAUGACCUUACUCGAGAAGAUUCCUGAACAAGUCCUCACGCACCUGCGCAUCCUGACUGAGACCGUAACCACUUUCAUUACUGUCGGUGGGCUUAGAGAGGCUGGCGAUAACAGGAUCGACACUGAGUUCCGGCGAGACAGCGAACGUCAACAUUGCCAGUUGUUCAUUGCGCAGUAUAAGGGAGCCGAAACCGACAACGCCAGACAACCUUUUCAGGAGUAUCCACCGCUUCUUAGCCAAGAUCCUUUCGUGUUCUUGUGCGAAUGUGUCUUUGGCGUUAUCCCUGCACAGAAGUUUGAGAUCGCCCACAUCGUGAGGCUUUGCUACCUUGCCGAGAUCAUCAAAGUGGUUUACCACAUGGGUCGCAACAUGCCUGCCACCAUGUGGCUGUCGAAGAUCUUCAGCGACCGCAAAGACGAAAUGUCGCCUGAACUGGCUAACUUCGCUUCCUUCUGCGAGACAGUCGUACGAAUGGACCUGGGCUUCUCCGAGAGCUACAGGGUCCAAGGCUCUGAUGGGGAAAACAAGGCGUUUGACCAACCUGGAUUGGACAGCUGGGAGGGUUGGUACCGGUUCAUCAGGAACUACGCACUCACUUUCCUUCGCAAGUGCGCCAUCCUGCUUUACGCAAGGUACAACGUCGACUUCAACAGCCGCGUCUCGCCCAAUCCCGAACAGAAGGAGCUCGAGCGCCUUACGGAGACACUGAAACUCCCCUCGUUUGACGCAAUGCUGGCUUCUCUCACGCCGAACUCCGGAAUCUCCCAGCUCGUAUCUGGCUGGAUAGAGCAUCAGACGUCCUGGGAUGCAGAACAUCCAACCCUUGCCGCUGACAACAAGACCUUGUUGCCGCCUUCUGCAGUGCUGAGCCACCCCGGCAUAUUCGAGCUUGUCGGACUUCCCAAGAACUAUGCUACGCUCAUAGAAGAGUGUACGCGGAGGAAGUGUCCAACCAAGGGCAAAGACAUUUCCGAUCCCAUGCUCUGUCUCUUCUGCGGGGAUUUGUUUUGUGGCCAGAGCAUCUGCUGCGCGGUGGAGGAUAGGGAAGUCAGGGGCAAGACCAUGCGGAUUGGCGGAUGCCAGCAACACAUGAGAAAAUGCCAAAAGAAUGUAGGACUCUUCCUCAAUAUUCGUCGCUGCUGCAUCUUCUACCUCCAUCGCCUGUCAGGGUCCUUCAGCAACGCACCCUACAUCGACAAGUACGGCGAGGUGGAUCUGGGCCUCCGUCAUGGACGGCUGCUCUACCUCCACCAGAAGCGGUAUGACUCCAUGUUGCGCAACCUGUGGCUCAGCCAUGGUGUCCAGAGCUUUAUUAGCCGUAAACUGGAGGGGGACAUCAACAAUGGCGGGUGGGAGACACUGUAA